Messenger RNA from Dicentrarchus labrax (European seabass), 3683 nucleotides. RefSeq names its product MDM4 regulator of p53 (gene mdm4). NCBI's taxonomy places the organism in Eukaryota, Metazoa, Chordata, Actinopteri, Moronidae. Gene Ontology annotation, molecular function: ubiquitin-protein transferase activity. The record is from RefSeq and is a predicted model, not a curated record. Gene Ontology annotation, cellular component: nucleus. The coding region runs from base 205 to 1680 and encodes 491 amino acids. The transcript has 11 exons. Gene Ontology annotation, biological process: protein ubiquitination; regulation of cell cycle; negative regulation of apoptotic process.
UGUGCAUCCGGAAGUAGUGUAGCCAUAGUCAUCGUUUUGAAUCUGCAUUCCUGUGAGUCAGAGUUAGCUAGUGAUUAAAAGCCCACAUUCAUUAGUUAUAUGUCUAUGUAUGAGAUGUUGGCCACAUGUUGAGGCAGCAGUGCGUGUGGAACAAUGUAGCAGCUGUGAAGUAAUGACAACUCAUCACGAUUUUGUUGGGUUACUAUGAGCUCUCUAUCAGCCCAGCCUGCGGCAUCAUGCUCAUCAUGCCGGACACUACCUGGAGAGGGAAAUCAGGUACAACCAAAAGCCCCUCUCCUGCAGAUUCUGCGUGUUGCCGGAGCCCAAGAAGAAGUCUUCACUCUCAAAGAGGUGAUGCACUACUUGGGUCAGUACAUCAUGGGAAAGCAACUGUAUGACAAGCAGAGGCAGCAUAUAGUCCACUGCCAGGAUGACCCGUUGGGAGAGCUGCUGGAGGUGGAGAGCUUUUCAGUCAAAAACCCGAGCCCGGUGUAUGAAAUGCUCAAGAAAUACUUAGUUGUGCUUGGUUGUUCUGACGCUGCAGAGAAUCUUUCUGUGGGCCGUGAAUGUGUAGAGGGCGGAGUGGAGGAUCGUGGUCAGAUAUUUGGAGGUGUGGUCAAAGCAGGGCUGGAGGCUGUCAGUAAUGGGCCUCUCCUGCCGACCCCCUCCCAGAGACGACCUCGGGAGCCAGACGAUGACUCCCUGGAAGGCCUGCCACGGUCAGCGUGUAAACGCCCUAAACUGGAUGUUACUCUGGACGAGUGGGACCUCUCUGGCCUGCCCUGGUGGUUUCUGGGUAAUCUUCGUAGUAACUACAGCCGCAGGAGCAAUGGCUCCACUGACAUCCACACAAACCAAGAGGAGGACACAGCUAUCGUGUCAGACACCACUGACGACCUCUGGUUCCUGACCGAGGGUGAGAGUGAGCAGGUGAGCGUGGAAAUGAAAGAGGCUGCACUGGAGGAAGGGAGUGGAGGAGAAGGGGAGGCUCUACCUGAGGAUGAUGAUGGAGGAGGAAAGGAGGAGAAAGCUGAUCGAGAGAUGCAGGAGGAGCCAGAUGAAGACUCGCAGUGUCUGAGCGAUGACACUGACACAGAGAUCUCCACACAGGAUGCGUGGCAGUGCACAGAGUGCAGGAAGUAUAACACGCCUCUCCAGAGGUACUGUGUUCGCUGCUGGGCUCUACGUAAGAACUGGUACAAGGAUGUCCCCCGACUAGCCCAUUCCCUUUCUGUUCCUGACAUCCCAGCAUGCAGCUCUCUCACCACCCAUGAUGAGGAGGAUGACAGCGACACAGGCAUUGAUGUCCCAGACUGCAGCAGGACAGUGUCUGACCCUGUCAUCCUGCCCUCCCACUCCACGGCUGACCGGCCACUGCCUAAUAUGGUCACAGGGAAAGGCAAGGGGCCUUGGCCCUCCAGCUUCCUUAAGGAUGAGCAGCUCUCAGAGGGGGACAGUCAGGAAAAUCUGGGCAUGGAGGUUGAAGAAGUUAGGCCUGAGGCACUGCUGGAGCCUUGCAAGCUCUGUCGAGUGCGACCGCGCAAUGGAAAUAUAAUACAUGGUCGCACUGCUCACCUGCUAACCUGUUUCCCAUGUGCAAGGAGGCUACACAAGUUCCAGGCUCCUUGUCCGGGUUGUGGGAAGAUCAUUCAAAAAGUUAUUAAGACGUUCAUCCUCUAAAUGGCACAAGCACACAUCUGUCUAGGCUCUGGGGACCUAAACAACAAAUAAUACAACACACAUUUUCAAAUGAAUUCAACAAUACUAGCUGCAUGCACUCUGGUACACACUGCUUGUAGAGAGACACACAAAAAACAUGCACCUUAACCUUAAAACCUACACAGAUACAUGCAAAGUUUAGCACUUGGUAAAGCUUGCUCUUGGUUGCAUGGUUUUUUUUGCAUCACACUGCCCCCAAAGUAUUGUUAGGUGAAACACAAGAGUUUGUCAUACCAAAUGUUUGUUUUAGUGCCACAUUUAAAUAAGGGACGCAAAGGCAGAAGUAUUUAUUUAUUUAUUAGAAGAUCACAUAAGGGUGCAGUGUGUGUGAUAUUUGAUUUCAUUAAGGCUUGUUUUUUCAGGCUAUGUGAAUUUUCUUACUGGUUUUUGCAUUGCAUUUGUUAAAUGUGCCAUUUUAAAAAAAACUAGUAUUGCUUGCUUUAGUUUUGUUAGUUCUGUUUGAUUUUUGUUCUCCACAGACUCACUUCAGUCAUCUUGACUGAAAUGGAAAAGUCCGUGCAGGUAUGUCAUUACAAGAACAUUUCUUGUAUUUCUUCAUUUUCUAGGCCAUUUAUUUCUUUUUUUCACCCUUUUUUAUAUCCUUUUUAGGUAUUGUGGCCCUGAUAUUUGAGUUAUGAAGACAACAUUGAAGGAAAAACAGGAAAGAGUCUUAAAACCAUGAUUUUAUUGUCAGCAGCUGCAGCUUCAUGAAUCCUAAUUUUUUCUUUUUAAAAAGUUCUCUCAGCAUUAGUGAAUGUACUGUAAAAAAACAAACAAAUGUGGUGGCUUAAGUCCUGUUUCUCUCAACAUAGUAUUUUAAAAUGUAGAAUUGAACUUAACCUGCUUGAGAAUGCACAGCUGAAGUAUUUACUGUAAUUUUCUCUUGUGGUAGUAAUCUGAUAUUAAUAUGUAUUCAAUAUUUACAAUUGCCAAUCUUCUGACAGUUAUGCCUGCAGUAAGUUAUGUCAGAUAAUUAUUGGUUAAUGUUUAAAUGUUAUCAUUCAAAAAGGGCACUUUACGCCCCUUCUUGAGCUUACGAUGAAUGAACGAUUUCUGUAUAUUUUGUAUUUAAGUUAUUUAUGAAUCUGUUUUAAUUGUAUGAUAACCACCUCUAUUGAAGCAGAAAAAGGCUGUACAGUAUUUGUUACAGCAAAAACAAUUUCUUAAAGUUAUACAGAAAGUCUUUAAGGAAACAGGCUAAGUUACCAAAUGGAAACUCAGUGAAAAUGACUGCAUAGUACUUAUUUGGAUUUUGGGGACUUGAUUUAAGCGUUACACUGCCAUGUAAUGACGUUGAACUUUAAUUUGUAUAUUAUAGAUUUUAUUUUGAUGGCUCUGCAGUAUUUGAAGAUGUAUCGCUGCAGUAUGUAGAUACUAUUUACUUUCAUUGCGUGUAUGAGCUGUCUACAAAUACAGUAUCUUCUACAAUGCUCACAAGUAAGAUGUCCAGUGACCGUAAGCAUUUAAAUCUUGGCUCUGCUUAGCGUAGAGGGAAUAUUAUAGUUAUUUGAUCUGCUCUUUACUUGCGCUUAAUCAUUCUGCCAGCAGGUGGAGAGAAGUCUCACGAUUGUAUCUGGUGCGCACAGAAGCUGUACAGUACCAGUUAUAACAAGUGAUGCAUAUAUAUAGAGCAUGCCUCCUGUCGUGAGUAGAGCCAGCACUGAGUUGGUGUGAGAGCUAUAUUAGCUAUAUAAAAGCUAUAAAAGAUUAUUGUAGCCUGUUGUAAUUAUCACCGCUGUUGUGAGUCAAGAUGAGACAAACUUCCUCUAAAUACAGACCUCGAUAAAUGGCUUAGUAUGUAUUAUACCAUUAAUACUGUUUCAGAAUGACUUAAUUGUUGCAAUUAUUGACAUUGAGACGAAUGUACUCAAACAUGGUACAGCUAAUAUAGUUGGGUUUUUUUUUUCUACUUGUCAUGGAAUAAAAUAAGUUGUUUUGUAAAGCAAUAAAGAGUUGGGACUUAA